GACAUGAAUUCAGGCUUAAAAACUUAUAUAUUCUUACUAUCAACAUUUCAGUAAUUAUUCAAACCUAUGCAUGCACACAAACCUUUGUACAGUUAUUAUACAUUGUUGACAGUCUUUCCAAAGAACUGGAAAAAUGUUCAUGCAUUAGCAAUGGGAAAGUUUUAUUUCAUAUUUCCUUAAUAGUCUUUUUACGUCCAAAAUGUGAAUAUGUGGUUCGGUUUUGCACUGCUGUUCGAAAACUGUCAAGUCAGCCUUUUUUACGGAGAGAUUUGUAUCUUGUAUUAGGCAAUAUGAUCUUUUGUUGUGAAAGUUACAAUGGAGUAGUAAUUUAUGUCGGCGAGAAGAAUGUCUACAAUGUAUGGAGAAUGUUAUACAGUGGAUGGCAAAAAGAGUUUUCUGCUUUGCCCAUCCGUUGUGUAGAAUGCAUUAAUUUACUGAAAAAUGACUUUGAAUGAAGUACAAAUUAAAACUACCAUAAACUCAAUUCUUUGGUCUGCUUCCUAGUAGAUUAACACAGUAUGCCGAAUACUAAAGCACGUUUAAUUGGAUAUGGGAGAUAUCCUUUCAUCCACAUUCCUUUUGUCUGGGAAAUAAAGAUGGCAGUGAAUGGACUUCCAUUCUUGAUUCAGAUACAUCAGUUCUAUUUCUCAUGUCAGUUUGACAUCUAAUGAGAUCCUCAUAUAACAUGUAUCUUGUAUUCAAUGGAUGGAGAGGACAAUUCAGCCGAUUCCUUGUUGAACAUUGACAAAAAUGCUUGGGAAGAAACAACUGCUCAAGUGAUUCAAAGUAUUGAAGAACGUUGCUCACGCAAGGAAUAUGAAGGCUCUACCACUCAAUUCGGAGCACAAAGUGAAUUUUCUAGGCCAUGGAGUGGACACAAACAAUCUAGAAAAUCUCGUGCCAAGUGUGAUAAUGUUUUGGCAAGCUCCAAGAGCAAAUCUGAAGCAGAAGAUGGAAUAUCUAAUACAGCAGAGCUUGUAAAGAAUGCUAUUGUGUCUGAAGAAGGUCAGAUUCAUCCAUCAGAAUCAGCUUUAGAAGUUCAUCUAGAGGACAUUAAGUACAUUGAUGAUAGUGCCAAAAGUUCUUUGUCAACUAGUCUUACUGAAGCACCUGCACCUGUAUCACAGCCACCAGUUGUUAAUCGUCCACAAUCGCCACAACAGACAGUCGAAAGAUCGUGUGCUUCUGUGCUUGAGGAACGAUAUUGUCAAGCAUUUAUUAGUUCCAAAAAUGAACAAAUUGCAGAUAGCUGGAACAGGCAUUACACAUCUCCACGCCUUCCUCCCAAUCACCACCUAUAUACACCAAAAACACCAAAAUACAAACAUGAAGCUAGGUUGGUUGUUAGCCCAUUACCUCCUGAGAAACUAAAGGAAAAAGAUGGAACUUAUUCUGAAACCGAUUAUUACUCUCGUAAUUCAAUUGGAGACUCUGAACAUCAAGCUACUGCUGUCUAUAUAGAGAAAGAUUUUAGGUAUUAUUUUCAGCAUCCUUAUUCUCGCCUCUUUGUGUCUUACUUCGUCAUAUUUUGCAAUUUCUUGGUGUUUGCAGAAGAUCCUGUUUCACACAGUCAUACUGAAAGUGAAAUACCAGUUGUCGGCAAUGUUUUUUCCUUUGUCGCUACAAAGUAUCCUCCACAGUGGAGCUGGUGUGUGUUAAAAGUCAUUCUGUGGGUAGUUGCUAUCAUAAGUGGAUGUUUUUUUGGAAAAUAUCUCAUACACCACAUUAUUCUAAGUAGAUUUUUUCGUCUGAAAAUGUUUCGUGAUGAGCAAGGCACUUGGAUGAUUAUGUUUUUAACUUCACUAAUGUUUAUAUAUAUGUUUUCAAAGAUUUAUAACACAUUUUUGCAAUCAGGACAUCCCCAGGUUGAGAAAUAUCGUAUAAAUUCUCAUAUGGGCAUCACUAAUGCAAAUUUUAUGAAAGCUGCUGCUUGUGGAACUUGGGUUGGAGAUUUUGUUACAGCUUGGAUGGUUACAGAUAUGAUGCUACAAGACAAUUUAUAUCCCAACUGGGCUAGACCUUAUAGAGAAUUCUGGAGGUCCCAUGGUCGUAUCAGAAUUACUAUAUUCUGGACUGGAUCAAUUGUUAUGACAGCAUUAGUCGUCACCCUGAUUGUUAGUGAUCUCAUUAGUUGGGAUAAUUUGAAUAGAGAUUUUGUGGCCACAACUGAGCUUUCAAGAGCAUUUUUAGCUUCUUUCAUUCUUGUAAUGGAUUUGCUGAUUGUGAUGCAAGAUUGGGACUUCCCACAUUUCGUUUGUGAUUUGGAUGUGAAACUUCCAGGAUUACAUGCUGCAUCAUUUAAAUUUGAACUUUUUCAAAAAUAUGUUAAUAUUCCAGAUGUCAGUAUUCAUGUUACUGGUAAAUGGUUUAAUUACAGCAUCAUUGUUUUUGUAAUGAUUCUGGACUUGAAUAUGUGGAAAAAUCAGAUAUUUUACAUUCCUGCAGAGUAUGGGCAAUAUACUGGACCAGAUCACAAAGUGUUUUCUAUUCCUGAUGUAUAUCUUUUAGCAACAAAAAAUUACAGCCAAUGGACUUAUGAAAUACGGAGCACUCAAAUUGAUCCCCUUACAAACAAAACUCUUCUGGAAGGUGAUAUUUCAAUGAAUUCUCGGUAUUUAGGGUAUCCUCUUUCCGUCAAAGGAAUGGCGUUUAUGCCAUCACUUAUUGGCUUUGCAAUGUUUGGGAUACUGACAUACCUAUAUGGACGUUUCCCACUACCAACAGAGAGGCUUGUUUAUGGUCGACAUGGCAGACGAAAAAGAGAGGUGCCUCGAAGCAGUUGGAGACGAGAACGGGGAAACCGUUGUACUCACUAUCUUAUUCAUAAUAAGGAUAAAUAUAUAGAAGAAAAAAAGAAAGGCAACCAGUUGACUGAGUUGAUCGUCGCAUGGGAAGAUAAUUUUGGUCCUACAAAGCAAUGUGAAAAACCGUUAUGACAUACAUAGUUACAUUUAUAUCCUUUUAUGCUAGCUUAAUAGUAUGCCGCAGUAUUUGUAAUGACUUUAAUUGGAUUUUUAUUCCAACAUGCUGCUUAUGUUUCUGUGUCAUUUCUUGCUUUUCAUAAGCAUGGAUUCCUCAUUUUGUACAAAAAAUUUUGUGUUUUAAAAACAUUUGUUUAUUUAAAAAAAUAUUAUAAUUUUAUAAUAAAGUAAAACUACAUUAUUUCUGUAUAGACCUGUAUUAACGUAAAUGAAAAAUUAUAGAACUCUGAAAUGUAAUUGCUCAAGGAGUGACAAUAUUGCAGUAUUUUGUCUUGGUCAUUUGAACCCUCUAUGUCAUAAUUUUUUAAACAAUAAAAAUUUAAACUUAAAAAAUAGUAAAAAUAAAUACUAACAUUUUAGUAAUUCUGUGCUAUUAA
Molecule: messenger RNA, 3358 nt
Organism: Stegodyphus dumicola
Lineage: Eukaryota; Metazoa; Arthropoda; Arachnida; Araneae; Eresidae
Product: transmembrane protein 117-like
Biological process (GO): intrinsic apoptotic signaling pathway in response to endoplasmic reticulum stress
Source: RefSeq, a predicted model, not a curated record